Messenger RNA from Papilio machaon (common yellow swallowtail), 1153 nucleotides. RefSeq names its product phospholipase A1 VesT1.02-like. NCBI's taxonomy places the organism in Eukaryota, Metazoa, Arthropoda, Insecta, Lepidoptera, Papilionidae. The record is from RefSeq and is a predicted model, not a curated record. The transcript is spliced from 2 exons. Bases 36 to 1040 code for a protein of 334 amino acids. Gene Ontology annotation, molecular function: lipase activity.
CUUUGACGGAGUUAGACGUACUGUAAAUUGUUAAGAUGUUUCUCCUCCGUUCACUUCUCGCUACUAUAAUUUUAUCUUCCGUUUAUUGUAAUUGGGGACCUUUCCGUGCUGUUUUGUACUCCGAUUGGAUUAGUUGCAACAUCAACAAAACAGCGGUACUCGAUGUUAGUAACGUCGUUGUCUAUUUUUACGAUUUCAAAAACAAUUUCAACGCAACAUUCGAAAUAGACAAAGCUAUAGAUGGCUUAACUAAUCUAUACAGUUUAGACAUCACAAGGAAACUAAUAUUCUUCGUUCCGGGUUACAAAUCCAAUAUUUACAAGAACACCGAAGAAACAAUAAGACAAACAUUUAAAGAUGUUCCAAAUACUUAUCUAAUUAUUAUAGAUCACUCCGCGUAUACGUCAAAACAUGGAGGACGAAGGGAGGUGUAUGAAAAAUCUGUAACCUUUGUCCCAUCAAUCGGUAAAAGAUUGGGGACAUUUUUGGCAGAUCUACACAGCAAAGGUUAUCCUUCAAAUAACAUGCAUUGCAUUGGACACAGUUUGGGCGCUCAGAUACUUGGAUACGCCGGCACUACUUAUAGCGAUAUGACUUCAGAAAAGAUUUGGAGGAUCACAGGCAUCGAUCCAGCUGGUCCUUGCUUUUCUAACAGCUUUAUAGAUAAUCAAAUAAGAUCAGGUGUGGCGCAAUACGUCGAAGUAUACCAUUGCAAUGCUGGUGGUUUAGGAACUACAGCUGUUCUAGCUGAUAUUGAUUUCUUCUUCAACAAAGGAAGAAAACAACCCGAUUGCCAUGAAGGUUACAUACCCGCGUACGGCGAAUCUGUAGCUGCCAAAUGCAGUCACAAAGCUUGUGUUAAAUUCUGGUCGGAGACAGUCCAUCAUCCCGGUUGGUAUCUAGCAUGGGCUUGUGAUUCAUACAAAGAUUUCUCUAAAGGCAAAUGUGCUGCGAAUCAAGUCACAAUUGCGGGUUAUUCAAAUCCUGGUAACGCGACAGGAGUAUUCUACGUGUCAACAGAUGCGUAUGCAACUGAUUAGGAUAAGUGAUGAGGUUUAAAAUGGCUCUGUAGGAAAAUUUAGUUAUUUAUGUACAAUGUAAGUCUACUUUAGAUUGUAGGUAGGUUAUUAUGAAAUGUGAUAUAUAAAUAUUA